Gaeumannomyces tritici R3-111a-1 is the source of this 4734-nucleotide messenger RNA. RefSeq names its product PHO85 cyclin-1. Bases 3059 to 4174 code for a protein of 371 amino acids. Gene Ontology annotation, biological process: regulation of cyclin-dependent protein serine/threonine kinase activity. The transcript is spliced from 2 exons. Gene Ontology annotation, molecular function: cyclin-dependent protein serine/threonine kinase regulator activity; protein kinase binding. Gene Ontology annotation, cellular component: cyclin-dependent protein kinase holoenzyme complex; nucleus. NCBI's taxonomy places the organism in Eukaryota, Fungi, Ascomycota, Sordariomycetes, Magnaporthales, Magnaporthaceae. The record is from RefSeq and is a predicted model, not a curated record.
GAAGCGCCAAUUGGAGGCCCUGCAUGCGUGUGUGUGGGUGUGGUUUUGAUUAUCGCUCGCCCUCCUGAGCCGUUCCACACAGGACCUUUGCCUCUCCCAUUUUCAUGGACCACAGACACACAUACACGCGCAUGCAGGAGCCAGUCAAUCAAUCGGCUGCCUUUCUUGACGACAGGACCCCUGUCGACUUCCGUUUUGCCCAACCCACCCCCACCAGUCCAAGAAGCAACCACAGCCAGUCGAGCGUCGGCGACACGAGAUUUCCAGAAACCCAAGCGUCUGGCCCCUUGCUCCAAUUCCCGACGCCCAAACUCCCACAAAAGCCCACACGCGCUGCGAGAACCCGCGCGUUUGAGUCCCGGCGAGGAGGGGCUGUGCACCACCGCACAACGUCUUGACGGGCGGCACAGGCCAGCGUCGGGCUGGCUGGUAGGCUGCCCGUUUGACGCUGCAAGGGUGAAUUGGCCGGCGGCAGCGGCAACGAAGACGGCCGAUCGGACCUGGAUGGAGGUUGAUUGGGGCUGCCACGAGAUGACUGAACAGAAACAAGCGCGCAGGAGGACAAAAAAAGACGGGCGGACAGCAGGGCCGAGACAGAAGAAUAAAGAAUCGCGGCCUUCGCUCUAUCGUGUCUGUGUUUGAGGAAAUGAGUUUCGACACCAUCUGCCGGACCUCCCUUUUUUUUUUUUUUUCCCUUCCCGACUUUGAGGAUUAAUCUAUUUACACUUGGAGCAACCGGUUUUGCAUCCAUCCCUCGAGUCUCGGGAUAGCAUUGAAAUCUGGACCGUUCGGCACGACUAUCUCGCACGUCACCAUACAACAGCGCAUUAUUGUUAUUAUUGAGUGGGCUGAGAUUUUUGCCUUGUCUUUUGUUGUGCCAUCGUUCGUUGACCGAAGCCGACGCACCUUGACGAGUCUCCCGUCCGCCCUUCUGCAACCUCGCAUAAUCGUCAAUUGUUUAUUUUGCAUAGACCAGUCCGGGACUGUCGAUUGCCUUACCUAUUCUUUUAAUUCGCAACCGAUUUUAAUCGGCCUCGUCCUGAGACGACCGACCCGCUCUCGACGCAGCUGUCCGAAAGCAACCACAACCAAAAAAUCAGCACUGAACCACAUCUUGGCGCCAACGUGUUCGUCCAUCUUGCUGCUUGUGACCUGGAAACGGUCAUCCGGCAUCACGACAACCGUCAUCGCCUCACUUGUUGAAAAAGGGACUCCUCGCCUCGUUGCACUCUUUCUAGGGUCUCUGCCGUGGCAGUUCGCACCAAUUUUUGCUCCCAGCUCUCCUUUUUACUACAACUCGCCUGGCUGCAAUCCCCAGUCCGCCCGCACGGCCCCUCUAAAAACAGCAUACGGCUGCACAUCCAGCAUCCCGGACCGUCGCCUCCCGGUGCAGGCCCCCGUCGCCCGCCCCAAAAAAGCACACGGCUCUUCUGGGGGUUCGCAAAUCAACUUGCCAUCCUCGUCCUCAACUGCCGGCUGCUUUUCGCCGCCCGCUAUUUUUGAGGUCGCCACAAGCAUCCUCUAGGGUCGGACUCGGCGGCAUUUCCCGGAUCCGUCGUUGUGUCUUGGCCUGGCUGCCUUUUCUUACUCGGGCUCCUUUGGACUUCCUUCGCUGGUGUUCCAGGCUCUCCUUUGCGCCCAAACAGUUGUGGUCGCGCCAAUUACUGGGACCUGCUGGCCUCAACUGCAGCUGCAGUAGCAACAGCAGCGCAAACAGCAAGCAGCAGCGGCCUCAAUCUUACUACGCUCGUGGGCUUCUUGACCAAGACAAAAGCGCUCGACUCUGCUUCGUGGCAACCAUCUCGUUUUGUACAAUCAUCACUACACCAAAACCAUCACCUUCGCUGUUUCCUGUCGCUUGCCUUUUGAAUAUCACGUGGGAAGACAUCGAUCCGACAACCUCCAUUGUUGCCCGACCCUAGCCAAUCGCUCGCCCCGAACGACAGCCGCUCAGCCACACAAAGCGUCCAGCGCCCAAACCCAGUCCAGAACCCCCCGCUUGACCCACGCCGCGUCAACCCGAGACUUUUGAUCGACUCGCGCUCGUUGCCACAAGGCCGCCGCGGAAGAAGCAUCAGCUACGUCCCUCUAGCCUGCCUGCCCUGCCAGCUUCGCAAGUGUUGCGCCCAGAGAUCCUGCCCGGGAGUUCCAGGCCGUGUUCUUUGUCAUCCAAAAACGCCGGCCCAAGCCCCCCCCCAAAACACACACCUCUCUCGAUCCCGCGAUCCCCGCGAUCCCGAGAUUGAUCCAGGCCCCUUGACUGAUUUGACUUCUUGCCCUGGGCGAACGAAAACGCCCCUCGCCAAAAAAAGGAAAAAAAAAAAAGCCAGGUCCGCACUAUUAACCACAAACCUAUCCAGCGACAGCCUGUGCAACACCAGGCACCGUGAAGAGACCGGCCCGUCCAUCUGCCGGCCUUUGACUUUUUGUCCUGUGAAAUAAGACCCCGGCCCGCCAACGUCACGCCUUACAUUCAGCCUCGUGGUCUCCGGCGUCAGCAAGUGACGAAUCCCAGCUGCCUCUUUGAUCCAUUCCAAGCCUUUGGGUUGAGAGACAAGGCCCCAUUUGAGUGCCAGCGCCACCCCACCUGCCACCCAACCCUGCCAGAGCAUUUUGUCUCUUGCCCCCCUCCCAUUCCAGAGCCCACGCCUCCCUUUCCCCAGUUUUCCGAACACGCCCAUCCCGCCCCCUGCUCCCUGCAGCACCCCCCCUGCACACUCCCUGCCAGCCCGACCCCACGCCCCUCCUCGGCACGCCUCCCCCCCUUGACAGCCCACAAUUGGACUUCGCCGCGCCGCUUGAAUAGACGGGACAAAGCGCAAGCAAGCAAGGCCAUUCUCCUCUGCACACAAAGGGCCUCGACUGGAAGAAACAUAAAGGCGAUAGAUUCCUUUGACUUUCCCAUCCAAUCUCAUUUCCAGCCUCAUCCUCAUCCGGACAGACAUUCCCAUUCAUUCAUCGCUUCUUGUUUAUCAUACAACAAGAUCUUUGUCUGUCCACCUGGAGUACCUGCCUACCCCCGCAGAUACUUAUUCUCCCACCACCCAGACCUUCAGACAUGUCUGCAGCAACAGCAUCAUACUACAACAUGUCUUCCAGCGUCUACUCGUCCCAACUCAGCAACUACAGCAUGGAUCCGACUUUUACCCAGAUGAGCCCGGUGGAGCUCGACGCCGCUGCUCUCGACACCUUUGUUUACAGCCCCGUGACCGAAGCCAUGAUCGAGCACCUGGCCAACAGGACGAACGAGGUCAUCGCUUGUGACGCCCCGGCACCGUCCGGUAAGCGAUCGUCCGAGCCCGCUGAGGUCGACGAGGGCCCGAUCCCGACCCUCAAGGAGUUCAUCACCCACCUCGUCGUCUGCUCCAACGUGCAGGUGCCCACGCUCAUGUCCUCGCUCGUCUACCUGACCCGCCUCAAGGCGCGCCUGCAGCCCCACGCCACGGGUCGCAAAAGCACCCCUCACCGCAUCUUCCUGGCCACCCUGAUCCUGUCCGCCAAGUACCUCAACGACAGCUCGCCCAAGAACAAGCAUUGGGCCCGCUACACCUACGUCCCUGUCCUGACCCCGACCGAGGCCGGCUCCGGCAUCGUCGCCGACUUCAGCUUCCGGACCGCCGAGGUCAACGAGAUGGAGCGCCAGCUCCUCUCGCUCCUGUGCUGGGACCUGAGGAUCGAGGAGUCGGACCUGAUACGCGAGUUCGAGCCCUUCCUGGCCCCCAUCCGCAGGGACGCCGCCGACCGCUUCGCCCGCCGCCAGCGCCGCAAGUACGAGCAGGCCAAGGCUACCGCCGCCGCCGCCGCCGCCGAGCUGUCGUCGUCGCCGCCGAGCAGCAUCUACUCGGCCUCGACCCGCUCGGGCCGCUCCGACAGCAACGCCUCGGACGUGUCGGCCGCCAGCAGCAACGCCUCGGCCCGCUCGCGCUCCAUCUCGCCCUACCCGCCCAGCCUCACCUACUCGCAGAGCCCGUCCGACUCGCAGGGCGACUCGCCGCCCUCGCACAGCAGCCGCGCCACGACGCCCGAGGACCACCAGGCCCCCUCGUACGUCUACUGCGGCGCCGAGGAGGCCGUCGCCGACAGCCCCAGCUACCAGCAGAAGGCCGUCCCCGCCGCCGAGAAGCCGAGGCCUCACAUCUUCAACCGCCUGGCCGCCGCCUUCCAGUCGCGGUAAAGGGGGUAGGCCUGAGCAUGCACCCAUCUUUCCUAUGUCCUCGUCUUUUUCUUUUCCUUUGUUAUCUGUAGCGUUUUGGGCUCAGCGAAGGCGUUGGAGGGGUCACAAAGAGUUUGGACUUUGACCGCCACACAAAUUGGUUUUUUUUCUUUCUUUGCCUUAUUUUCUGCACUUUUAUUCGGCACACAUCUUCUUCUUUCAUUAACAUAUUAUCUCCCCAGGUUAGCGUCUCUCUUUUUUUUUUUUCGGAUUGGGUUGGUUUUUGGAACUGCGCAUAUAUCGGUGGCAAGUGUUUUUUUUAGCAUUUUUUUGGACAGUCUUUUUUUUUCUUUUCCUGGUGGGAUAUGUAUCCAGGCUUGGAUAUGGAGUUUUUGCGUUUUUAUUUUGGGCAUCUGGCGUUCUCUUGUAUUUCCCCUCUCACCUUUUGGCAACAAAAUUCCGAUUUCCUUUUGUUCUACAUUAUACCACUUUCCUUUGGUCUUUUAGGAUAAAACGUGUCAUUACGGGCGACGAUAAAGAAAGAAACAGUUCUUAUCUACAUACCAUUCAUUGCUCCUCAA